UGCGACUUGAAAUAUUCAUAGUUUCCUAGACAAAGUUUUUUAUUUUUUAUUGCAGAAUAUUUUUGUAGUAGCAUAUGACGACUUUUUAUAUAGCAUUAUGGAUAUCAUUUCUAUUAGCAACAGUUACGUCUUGGAAACUAAAAGCGUAUCCUUAUGCCGAUCUAAAUUUUGAACAAAAAGUUGCAUACGAUGGAUAUCCCUUGGAGCAAUAUCAAGUAAGAACGAAGGACCGCUACUAUCUAACCAUCUUUAGAAUACCAUAUGGUAAAAGUUCAACUAACAAUACGAACCGAAGCCCAGUUUUAUUGAUACAUGGCUUGGGUGCAAGCAUAGAUAUGUUUCUACUCCAGGGCCCAGGAAAAGCAUUAGCCUACGUACUGGCAGAUAGUGGUUACGAUGUCUGGCUAUUAAACAGUAGGGGAUGUUGGAAAUCUCAAAGACAUAAGUUCUACGAUAUAAACAAAGAUCGACAGUAUUGGAAAUUCUCGUUUCAUGAAAUAGCUAUCCAUGAUCUGGCUACAAACAUAGACUUCGUACUAAAGAAAACAAAACAAAAACCUUUCCUUAUUGGACAUUCUCAAGGUAACACUUGUAUCUUCAUUUUACUCGCAAUGAAACCUGAAUAUAACGAUAAAAUUAAAAUGGGCGUGGCUUAUGGUCCGAGUAUCAAAGUAAUUGUUGACAAUAUUUUUGCUAAAACCAUUUAUUUACGCUGUGGAAAUUAUAGAGGAGCUUGUACCAGUAAUAGUUAGUGCAGUUCCUCGAGUAUCAGCUAUGCAAUUGUUUCAUUAUUUGCAAAUUGUUAAGAAAGGACUAUUUGCACAAUACGAUUAUGGUUCUAUAAAAAAUUUGCAAAGGUAUAACCAAAGUACACCGCCUAUUUAUGACCUUAAUAAAGUAACAGCAUGCAUUGCUAUAUUUUAUGGAGAAAAAGACGAUGUAGCAACAGUUAAGGGUGCUUUAGAGGAUAUUGAAAUACUACCAAAUGUUUGUUAUAUCCAUAAAGUUAAAUAUCCUGACUUUAAUCACAUCGAUUUUCUUUUUGCCAACAAUGCCUCGGAGUUAGUUUACAAACCAACAGUAGAUAUUUUAAGAAAAUACGACGCUGAACACAUUUAAGAUGACCAAGCAUCAAAUUGGUGUAACUUUUCUAAAUAAAAUUUUGUUUAUAAUCCGGUAGUAAUAAUUUUUUUAAUAAAUACUGAAAACAAA
Messenger RNA from Diabrotica balteata, 1212 nucleotides. NCBI's taxonomy places the organism in Eukaryota, Metazoa, Arthropoda, Insecta, Coleoptera, Chrysomelidae. The record is from the annotation of a GenBank genome assembly.